Molecule: messenger RNA, 765 nt
Organism: Mycotypha africana
Lineage: Eukaryota; Fungi; Mucoromycota; Mucoromycetes; Mucorales; Mycotyphaceae
Exons: 1
Coding region: 205-465 (86 amino acids)
Source: RefSeq, a predicted model, not a curated record
CUACUACUACUACUACUACUACUACUACUACUACUCCUAUCGCUCCUGCUACUGCAACAGGAAAGCCAUCUUCACCUCCACCAUCCUCCUUUACUACUUCUUCAUCCACUUCUGUACCCGCACCAUCGACACCUAGCCAUACUCAUUACCAACCGACCUCGAUUGCUGCUACUCAUACGAAUUCAACUACUUCUACUACUACGAAUGCACCUACUCCUCCACCUCCUCCACCUCCCUCGCAAAGACCUUCCUUAUCGUACUCAUCAUCUUCUUCUUAUAAUAGUCCGAGCAGCUCAACCAGUAGUAGCCGCCCUCCGCCUCCAUUGCAUCAUCAUUCUCACCAUUCGCACCAUCAUCAUCACCAUUCUUCUCGUCAUCACAGUGCUUACCCUCCACCACCGCCUCCCCCUUCUCUCCCUUCUCAUCCACCGCAUCAUUACACCAGUCAUUAUUCUCCCUCUGUAGCACCAAGACCAAGAAUCUCGUAUGCUCCGGAACACGAAAAAGAAAUGGAUCGUUACCAUGUCGACCAUUUAAAAUUAUGCGAGGAAGAAAACAAAAUCGUUUCCAUGACGCGAAAAAGCCGGUUUGAUCUGGCUUUGGCAAAUUGGGAGGCGGAAAAGUUGGAUCAUCAGUUGUCCUUGGUACAAAAACAAUGGGAAGAGAAUGGCAUGGAAGAGUGGGUAUCUUAGAUCCAUAGCUUACGUAACCUUCAUAAGUAUCUUGAAAAUAAAGCAAAGAUGUGUAUUUUUUUUCCAAAUCAAA